Teleopsis dalmanni is the source of this 693-nucleotide messenger RNA. RefSeq lists its product as uncharacterized. Lineage: Eukaryota; Metazoa; Arthropoda; Insecta; Diptera; Diopsidae. The transcript has a single exon. Bases 1 to 693 code for a protein of 230 amino acids. The record is from RefSeq and is a predicted model, not a curated record.
AUGACACAGAAAAUUGAGAAAUGGAAGGUCGCUGAUAGACUAACAAUGUCGGAUCAUCGGGCUAUACACUUCGAAAUACUCUGUCGUCCGAAACGCACUAAUAGUCAGAGGCUAGUAAGAAUUCCUGAGAAUACGGAUCAGGUAACGUACUUGACGUUGUUGACGGAAUUAUUACAAAACAGGCUGCUGAAGAAACUCAAGACCACAUGGAAUGUAGAGACAGAAGUCAAAGCAAUUACUGCUGCGAUGAUUAAUGCAUUCGAAAACGCUUGUCCCCAAACCAGCAUUGCAGAAAAGUCUUCGACACCUUGGUGGAGUCAGGAUCUUGAUGUAAUAAAAAAGGAGACAAGGAAAGCCUUUAAUAAAUACAUGAGGGAGAAGAACUCCGAAUCAUGGGACCUGUAUAAGGCCAAAAAGCGUGAAUUUAAGAAAACACUACGCAACCGGAAACGGGAGUCGUGGCGGAAUUUCUGUUCGAGCAUGAAGGGGACCUCUGAACUAAAUCGGUUACAAAAGAUGGUCACCAAAGAUCCGGUCUCAAGACUUGGUUUAAUCCGAAAGAAGGAUGGUACAAUGACGGAGACAGUAGGUGAGUCAUUGAGUACUCUCAUGGAGAUUCAUUUUCCAGGAAGUUUCAAAGAGAGAUCCACAGAGACUGCCCUGCACGAAGUCGUGAGGAUAGCUGAGAGAUAG